GCUAGAGAUCAGUCUGCUGUUGAAUCUCAAAGCUUAAACAUCUAUUGAAUUAAAUUUUAAAGCGGUUUUUAAAAAAGUUUUAAAUCAAAACAAUGAAGCUUUUACAAGCUUUGCUUGUUGCUGUGAUCUGUGCGAUCUCUUUAGCUGCCCCCAAUAACGAAACAGAUGCUAGAAAUUUUGUCACCAAAGCCAGUGAACGUUAUUAUAAUCUUUAUAAUAAAAUAGCAGCUGAAACCUACUCCUCCAUAGAUGAUGAAGACUUUGAGGAAAUUUUCAAAAAAUUAAAUAAUGUCAAGACUAUUUCCCAAGAAUUGGUGGAGAUUUCUCAAGAUGCUGCCGAAUUUGAUUUGAACAAAAUAAAAGAUCCUCAACUUAAAAGAGCUUUAAAGAAGCUGCGCAAAGUUGGAAAUCUGUUUGUUUUGGGAGAAGAUUAUUUUUCAUCUUUCCUAUUGAAUUUGAACUCAUUGAAAAGUCUAUCGACUGAUAAGGAUAUAGAACCUUAUUUGGGUGGUAUUAAUAUGCCAGAUCAAGAUGACAGCCCCAUAGCUUACUAUCCCGAUAUACAAAAGAUCUAUGAGACUAGCAAUGAUGCAAGUGAGCUGAAAUACUAUUGGGAGACCUGGAGAGAAAGAAAUUCUAUAUGGGCUUCCGUCAACUUCUAUACAACAAUAGAAGGCAUACAAAAAGCUGCCGAAAUUUCAGAACAACCUGUCUUGGAACUAUAUUAUAGUCAAUAUGAAAACAAAGACUUUUUGAAAGUGAUGCAAAAAGUUAUGGAUGAAAUAAUGCCGGCCUAUAAACAAUUACAUGCCUUUAUACGCCAUGAAUUGCAUAAGAAAUAUGGCAGCGAUGUUAUAGAUCCUAAUGGUCCCAUACCAGAUCAUUUGUUUGAACAGGUGCUAUCACAAGUCUGGAAGGAAGGCAGUGUUAUUGAAUCCUAUUUCCCCUUCAAAGAGUUGCCUCCCUAUGAUGGCUUUGUCAAGAAUUACGAUGCCAAAAAAGUUCUACAAGAAGCUCAACAGUUCUAUAAAUCAUUAGGCUUCCCCGAUCUUGAUGAAACAUUUGUUAAAGAUCAACUCAAGGAACAUGAUGAAUCGACAAACAUAGGCGAUUGUCGUGCUGAUAUUUUCGAUUUAACUCCUAAGGUUUAUAUGAAAUAUUGUCCUAAAGUGGACUUUAGGAAAUUCAUGCAAAUGCAUGGCUAUAUGAGUCGCAUACACUAUGCCCAGGCAAAGAAAGAUUUACCAGCCUAUUUCUUUAACUCAUACGAUUUGGAAUAUCCCGUAGGUGAAGCUGUUAUAUUAUCAGCUUGUACACCCAAACAUUUGCAAGCUAUAGGUGUAGCCAAGGAUUUCACUUUUAGUGAUAAAACUCUUAUGAAUCGUCUUUUCCGCAUGGGUAUUCACACCAUAUUGAAUGUUCCUUUGUUCUUUGUCCAUAGCAAAGUUGUACAUGAUUUAUUGAAUAAUACUAUCGAUAUGGAUGGAGCUAAUAAACAUUAUUGGAAAUUAAUGCAAACCUAUGUGGGCACUGAACCUCCCUCAGAUCGUGAAGAAGGUUCUAUAGAUUUCCCCUAUAAAUUCUAUUUGGAUUUGGAGCAAAAUUAUCAGACCAAGAAAUUCGUCUCUGAAAUAUUGGGUUAUCAAUUUUAUAGAGCUUUCUGCCAGAAAGCGGGUCAAACAGGUCAAUUGCAUAAUUGCGAUUUCUACAACAACAAGGCGGUGGGCGAUGAUUUAAAAUCGAUGAUGUCAUUAGGUUCUACAAAAUCAUGGCAUGAUGUUAUUGCUAAAGUUUUGGAUAAACCAGAUAUAAGUGGUGAUGCUUUAUUGCAAUAUUAUGCACCGAUGUUUGAUUGGGUUAAAGGUUUGAAUAAGCAAAAUAAAGUUAAAAUCGGCUGGAAUGAUAGUAAAAAGAAGGUUCUUUAGAUGAUGUCUAGAUAUGGUCUGGAAAUCUAUAUAUUUAAAAUUUUAAUAAUUUUGUUAACAAAGAUGAUUUGCAAACAAAUAAAAUUAAAAUUGUAAACCUUA
Lucilia sericata (common green bottle fly) is the source of this 2027-nucleotide messenger RNA. RefSeq names its product angiotensin-converting enzyme (gene Ance-4). NCBI's taxonomy places the organism in Eukaryota, Metazoa, Arthropoda, Insecta, Diptera, Calliphoridae. Gene Ontology annotation, biological process: proteolysis. Gene Ontology annotation, molecular function: peptidyl-dipeptidase activity; metallopeptidase activity. The transcript has 6 exons. Bases 93 to 1925 code for a protein of 610 amino acids. The record is from RefSeq and is a predicted model, not a curated record. Gene Ontology annotation, cellular component: plasma membrane.